CAAGAGAAAGACAUGUCAAAAUGGCGGACGGACUGUUGGAGAUGACAAAGCACAAACGGAAAAACCUUGAAACUCCUAACUUAGGGUCUGUUUGCAAAGUGCGACUUGUGCGUUCCAUAAAGGGAGAGUGUCUUGAAGAAAAUGAAAAAACCAUAACCAUUGGAGAAGGUAACUGUGAUUGGUCAGAAAUGAUAGAUAGUUGCUUGGAAUCCAUGCACGCUGGGGAAACAUGCACUGUUGAGGAAAGGCACCCACUGGAGAAAGAUGAAACUUUACACCUUGAGCUCUUAUCUUUCGAGAGGGCAAAGGAUGUUUGGAGACUUUCAGCAUCAGAGCUGCUUCAACUUGCGGAAUAUCACAAAGUAAAGGGCACAGAAUUCUUUAAAACGGGUAAUUGGUUGUGUGCAGCUAGAUGCUAUAGCAGAGCAGCAAAGAUGUUGAUAAUCUCACAAUAUGACCUACAAGAUGAACAGAAAACAAACUAUGAUCAGCUCAGGAAUGCUUGCUAUUUGAAUCUUGCUGCGUGUCAGGGAAAACUCCACCAAAACGAGCAUGUCAUUGCCAACUGCUCCAAGGUUCUGCAGAGUGAAGAUACAAACAUAAAGGCCCUAUAUCGCCGAGCUCAGGCCUAUUUGGAGUUGGACGAGAUUGACAAAUCAAGAGAGGACAUCGAAAAGGCGCUGCAAGUGGAUCCAGGUAACACCGCGGUUCGAGAUUUAAUGUCUACUCUCAAACAAAAGAAGCGGACUCAGGACGCAGUCUUGACGCGAGCAUUAGCUCCAAUGUUCCGUAGCGAUGCACAAAACACACAGUGAUGUCGUCCUGCGCUUCAAGACGAAGUCUCCCCUUUCUCCUGGACGCGGUGAUCUCUUUACAAGACGCGGUGAUGUCUACACAAGACGCGGAAAUGUCUACACAAGACGCGGUAAUGUCUUUACAAGACGCGGUGAUGUCUACACAAGACGUGGUGAUGUCUACACAAGACGCGGUGAUGUCUACACAAGACGCGGUGAUGUCUAUGCAGACGGGGUGAUGUCUAUGCAGACGGGGUGAUGUCUAUACAAGACGCGGUGAUGUCUAUGCAGACGGGGUGAUGUCUACACAAGACGCGGUGAUGUCUACACAAGACGCGGUGAUGUCUACACAAGACGCGGUGAUGUCUACACAAGACGCGGUGAUGUCUACACAAGACGCGGUGAUGUCUAUGCAGACGGGGUGAUGUCUACACAAGACGCGAUGAUGUCUACACAAGACGCGGUGAUGUCUACACAAGACGCGGUGAUGUCUACACAAGACGCGGUGAUGUCUACACAAGACGCGGUGAUGUCUACACAAGACGCGGUGAUGUCUACACAAGACGCGGUGAUGUCUAUGCAGACGGGGUGAUGUCUACACAAGACGCGGUGAUGUCUACACAAGACGCGGUGAUGUCUAUGCAGACGGGGUGAUGUCUAUGCAGACGGGGUGAUGUCUACACAAGACGCGGUGAUGUCUACACAAGACGCGAUGAUGUCUACACAAGACGCGGUGAUGUCUACACAAGACGCGGUGAUGUCUACACAAGACGCGGUGAUGUCUACACAAGACGCGGUGAUGUCUACACAAGACG
Molecule: messenger RNA, 1609 nt
Organism: Nematostella vectensis (starlet sea anemone)
Lineage: Eukaryota; Metazoa; Cnidaria; Anthozoa; Actiniaria; Edwardsiidae
Product: FK506-binding protein-like
Exons: 9
Coding region: 21-815 (264 amino acids)
Molecular function (GO): protein binding
Source: RefSeq, a predicted model, not a curated record